GCCACUUGUUUCCCCAAACUAUGGGAUCAAAAUCACAUAUCAGUAUGCUUCAAUGCCCGCGGAUUUUCUUUAUAUGCAACCCUCGACGUCUUAUUGCUCCGGCGGUGGUCAGCAUUCCUCCUUUUCCUUUCAUUUCCUUUCUGUUUUCAACGGAAAGCCGUGGCUCCGUUGAAGCGGCGCUGCCAUCUCUCUAACGGUGCUGCGACGGACGGCGGCGGCGUCCUGUUGACAUCAUCAUCUGGGGGUGGAGGCCGGGAGGAUUGUGCGAAUUCGUUAUCCCAAGCUAUAUCAUCUUCAACGGUAUUAGGCGCAAUGCAGCCACGCGACGAACGCGACAUCGAGGCUGGCAAUGCUGAUGUUGCCGGCGCAAAUGCAAAUGAACAAGAUGGCUUCUCCGAUCCUUUUGACAUUGGGAAUACCAAAAAGGCGUCCUUGGAGGCGCUCAAACGGUGGAGACAAGCUGCACUUGUUCUCAACGCUUCACGUCGAUUCCGCUAUACUUUGGACUUGAAAAAGGUUGAACAUAAAGAUCAGAGAAGAAGAAUGAUUAGAGCACAUGCCCAAGUCAUAAGAGCUGCAAUGCUUUUCAAAUUGGCUGGGCAAAGAGAAAUCGUUUUGGGAACCUCAGUAACUCCUCCAGCUCCAAGUGGUGAUUACGGGAUCAGACUUGAGCAGUUAGCUUCAAUUACAAGGGAUCAUAAUCUUUCUGUCCUGCAACAAAAUGGAGGGGUCAAAGGCCUAUCAGAAAAGUUAAGAACCAAUUUGGAUACAGGAAUCAUUGGGGAUGAAGAUGAACUGUCUAAGUGUCGCAGUACGUUUGGAUCAAACACAUACCCUACCAAAAAGGGCCGCAGUUUUUGGAUGUUCCUUUGGGAGGCAUGGCAAGAUUUAACCCUCAUCAUCUUGAUAAUAGCUGCUGUGGCGUCAUUGGGACUUGGAAUAAAAACAGAAGGUCUUUCAACAGGAUGGUAUGACGGUGGUAGCAUUUUUUUUGCUGUUUUUCUUGUUAUUUUUGUAACAGCAACAAGUGACUAUCGUCAAUCGCUCCAAUUCCAAACCUUAAAUGAGGAAAAGAAAAAUAUCCAAGUGGAGGUUAUUAGAGGUGGCAGGCGAGAAAAGAUGUCAAUAUAUGAACUGGUUGUUGGUGAUAUUGUACCUCUCAAGAUAGGCGAUCAGGUUCCUGCUGAUGGAAUUCUAGUAAGUGGCCAUUCCUUGUCUAUAGAUGAAUCCAGCAUGACCGGCGAAAGCAAGCUUAUGCAAAAAAAUUCAAAGUCACCUUUCUUGAUGGCUGGUUGCAAGGUAGCUGAUGGUGAAGGAAAAAUGCUGGUAACUGGUGUUGGAAUAAAUACCGAAUGGGGAUUGCUGAUGGCGAGUAUAUCAGAGGAUACCGGUGAAGAGACCCCAUUGCAGGUGAGGUUGAAUGGAGUAGCAACUUUUAUAGGCAUUGUGGGCCUUGCGGUGGCACUUACUGUCUUAAUUGUUCUUCUGGUCAGAUUUUUCACUGGGACUACCAAAAAUCCUGAUGGAACUUCUCAGUUUGUGAGUGGGAAGACUAGCAUUAGUGAAAUCGUUAAUGGUGUCAUACACAUCAUAACUGCUGCAGUUACCAUUGUAGUAGUUGCGGUCCCAGAAGGUCUUCCAUUGGCAGUUACUUUGACCUUAGCAUAUUCAAUGAAGAAAAUGAUGGCUGACAAAGCCCUGGUGCGUAGACUUUCAGCUUGUGAAACUAUGGGAUCUGCUACAACUAUAUGUAGUGAUAAGACUGGCACGCUAACUCUGAAUCAGAUGACAGUAGUUGAUGCUGUUGUGGGGAAAAAGAAGAUGGAUCUACCUGAAGAUGGAUCCCAAUUACCCUCAGUUGUUUCUUCUUUAAUACAUGAGGGUAUAGCGCUAAAUACAGCAGGCAGUGUUUUUUCUUCUAAGGAUGUCAGGGGAACAGAGGUUUCUGGAUCACCUACAGAGAAGGCGAUUCUGACUUGGGGCAUUAAGUUAGGUAUGAAGUUUGAUGAUGUUAGAUCAGAAUCUGUAGUACUUCACGUUUCUCCCUUCAACUCUACAAAAAAGCGAGGGGGUGCUGCAGUUAGACGACUGAGUAACUCUCAAGUUCACGCACAUUGGAAGGGAGCAGCAGAAAUCAUUUUAGAAUCAUGCACUUGGUACUAUGAUUCCAAUGGUUCCUUGCAGUCCAUUGGGAAGGAGAAGGGUUUUUUCAAGGAAGCUAUUGAAGAUAUGGCAUCAAGAAGUUUGAGGUGUGUUGCAAUUGCCUACAGAACUUGUGACAUAGACAAAGUUCCAACAGAUGAAGAGCAGCUCUCACAAUGGGAUUUGCCUGAAGAAGAUCUUAUUCUGCUUGCCAUUGUUGGCAUAAAGGAUCCUUGCCGCCCUGGUGUCAAAGAUGCAGUGAGACUCUGUACAGAUGCUGGUGUUAAGGUGCGCAUGGUUACUGGAGAUAAUAUUCAAACAGCUAAAGCAAUAGCUUUGGAGUGUGGGAUUUUAUCUCCUGAUGCAGAUAUUACAGGGAAUGAUAUAAUUGAAGGGAAGGCUUUCCGUGAGUUGCCUGAAAAGGAAAGAGAACAAGUUGCAAAAAGGAUUUCGGUAAUGGGAAGGUCAUCCCCUAGUGACAAGCUUUUACUUGUACAAACACUGCGUAAACAAGGAGAAGUUGUUGCUGUUACUGGAGAUGGAACCAAUGAUGCCCCAGCGCUCCACGAAGCUGAUAUAGGUCUAGCCAUGGGCAUUCAAGGGACUGAAGUUGCAAAAGAAAGUUCAGACAUCAUCAUUCUAGACGAUAACUUUGCUUCAGUAGUAAAGGUUGUACGUUGGGGACGUUCUGUUUAUGCAAAUAUUCAAAAAUUUAUCCAGUUCCAGCUCACAGUCAAUGUUGCAGCUCUUGUUAUUAACGUUAUAGCAGCAAUUUCAUCCGGUGACGUCCCUUUAAAUACAGUGCAGCUUCUUUGGGUAAACCUUAUAAUGGAUACUCUUGGAGCAUUGGCACUGGCUACUGAACCUCCAACUGACCAUCUGAUGCAUAGACCUCCUGUUGGUAGAAGGGAGCCUCUAGUAACCAAUAUCAUGUGGAGGAACCUGAUUAUUCAGGCUGUCUAUCAAAUUGGUGUCCUCCUUGUAAUAAACUUUUGUGGCAAGAGUCUUCUCAACUUGGAGCAGGAUGGAACAGAACAUGCUAAUAUGGUGAAGAAUACCCUGGUAUUCAAUACUUUCGUUCUCUGCCAAAUAUUCAAUGAGUUCAAUGCUAGAAAGCCUGAUCAAUUGGAUGUGUUUGAAGGUGUGACGAAAAACCCCCUCUUCGUUGGGAUUGUGGGAAGUACUUUUAUUCUCCAGAUUGUCAUCAUUGAGUUCCUUGGAAAGUUCACUUCAACAGUGAGACUCAAUUUCAAACUAUGGCUGAUUUCACUCUGCCUUGGGCUUGUCAGCUGGCCGCUAGCGAUGCUCGGGAAAAUGAUCCCAGUUCCCAAGACCCCAAUUGCAAAGGUGUUCAUCAAACCCUACCGCCGAUGCAUUGCAGCUCGUGAUACUCCCCAAUAAAUGGCUGUUUGCUUGUCCCUAUCUCUAAACGACUAAACCUGUUGCUGCCCCGCCUGCCCAAUAUACAUAUAUUUCUUUUUCUCUAAUUGAAGAUAUACGUGGCUGUCAUACUCCCCAGAUAAUCAUAUACUCUGUAGUUGGAAAUCAAUCUUUAUAAAUACAUAAACUCCCAUUGUAAAUUAUAUACACCUUACUAUUCUAUACUAGUGAGCAACAUUCUUCAACAUGCAUUGUAUAAUUGUAUUAGUUAGGCAUGG
Cuscuta epithymum is the source of this 3800-nucleotide messenger RNA. NCBI's taxonomy places the organism in Eukaryota, Viridiplantae, Streptophyta, Magnoliopsida, Solanales, Convolvulaceae. The record is from the annotation of a GenBank genome assembly.